CCCGAGGGUUAGGUUGGGUUGGCUAAGGCGUUCGUGAUUUAGCUUAAACUAACAUUUUGCCUUAGAAUGAUAGUCCGCUGCAUUUUUCUAAGUUUUUCUUGGGCAUAGCGUAUCUUUUGAUAUAAAUCUUUGGACACACCGUUCUCCACGAUGGUCGAGAAGCUUGUGUCGUAAAUACUACAAAAAUUGUAAAAGUUUCUUGUGUUUUACAAAAUGGGAAAUACGAAAAGCAAGAUAUCGUUCCCAUCGAACGAAACAAUGCGCAAACUAACUACUACAGUAGUGAGAUUCAGAGAAGCAUCGACUGGCGGAGUGGCAACCACACAGGCAUCGACUGGCGGACAACCCUUGAUUCAGCUACUGGGCAAAUCCACUCAACCCGAUACUGAAGACGACGAUCAAGCUGGACCAUCGGCUGCCAAGCGUCAGAAGACCAAUGAAGAGAAUACAGAGAAGCUGUCCUACCCUUUCUGCAGCGUGUGUCGAAAGAAGUUCACCGAUGGUUGCGCCAUGGCCCCAGCAUGUAGCCAUAUCCUUUGCGAGCCGUGCCUAUCGUGGUUGACGGCGACCAUUCAAAGCCCCCGCUGCCCCACAUGCAAUCGGGAGCUGCGCAAAGCAUUUCGGCGCCUUUAUUUCGCCUGAGAUGUGGACAAACUGCGACAGAAAACGAAAAGCGACCUAAAUAUAUCAAGGGGAAACUGAAUCUUCUUCAAUUAAAAGGGAACGCCAUUA
Messenger RNA from Drosophila miranda, 732 nucleotides. RefSeq lists its product as uncharacterized. NCBI's taxonomy places the organism in Eukaryota, Metazoa, Arthropoda, Insecta, Diptera, Drosophilidae. The record is from RefSeq and is a predicted model, not a curated record. The coding region runs from base 214 to 642 and encodes 142 amino acids. The transcript is spliced from 2 exons.